This is a messenger RNA of Serinus canaria (Common canary), 1918 nucleotides long. RefSeq names its product MLLT11 transcription factor 7 cofactor (gene MLLT11). The coding region runs from base 309 to 572 and encodes 87 amino acids. Gene Ontology annotation, biological process: positive regulation of mitochondrial depolarization; positive regulation of release of cytochrome c from mitochondria; positive regulation of DNA-templated transcription. The transcript is spliced from 2 exons. The record is from RefSeq and is a predicted model, not a curated record. Gene Ontology annotation, cellular component: nucleoplasm; cytosol. Lineage: Eukaryota; Metazoa; Chordata; Aves; Passeriformes; Fringillidae.
UGAAGGCUUGAGGAGUGAACCAGGUUUAAUAUAUCCUCGGCUUGGGGGUCCAGCGCGCAGCAUCUCCGCCCCUGCCGUCCUCCCCCUCCCUCCCUGGCGCGGGUGGGAGCCGCUGACUCAUCUGCCAUCAUCAUCAUCAUCAUCAUCCUCCCCCCACGAGGAAGGGCAGUUCGAGGGGCUGCAUUGCAGACCCAGCAGCGCCGGCAGACAAAAGCGACGCUGCUCCGCCCGCGGCUCCCCGGCACAAAGCGCCCGGCCCGGCACCGAGCUCACCGCUCCCGGCACCGCCCGCCCUCCGCAGCCUGAAAAUGCUGGACACCAUCAGCAGCCAGUACGACUCCUUCAUCUACUGGAGGAUGCCGAUCCCACGGCUGGACAUGGCCGAGCUGGAGGGGCUGGGGCUCGCAGACAUGGCCCUCUACAAGCCCAAGGGAGGGCUGGGCAAGCUUGCUGACCACCGAGGCAGCCAGGAGCUCUCCCAAGAAGAGGACAGUCUGCUGCAGUUCAACAGCUUUAAUUUCUGGCGAGCUCCCAUUGCCAGCAUCAGCUCCUUCGAUUUCGAUUUAAUUUGAAGCCCUCCCUGCCACUCCUCUCCCCCCUGCUCUCUCUCUUUCCGCCAGGAUUUGGUUUUGGUGUCACUUCGGAGGUUGUUGGGUUGGGUUUUUUUGUUUCUGGGUGGUUUUGCCGUUCCUCAUUCACUCAGCAGCUCACCUCGAUGGUGAUGGGCUCCCCAAAAAUCUCCAACCCCUCUCUCCCCCUUUUCCUCCUGGAAUCACAACAGCACUGGGGGCAAACACCAGGGGAGGGAGCACAAACAGCCCCUCUCCAUUCCCAGAGGGUUUGGGAGGUGCCACCCCCUGUGUCAGCAUGGCUGUCCCCACCCUGUGUGACAAUUUCUCAAGUGCUUUUUUAAGAAACUCAUUUGUGCAAUCGCCCUCGUUCUGCAGAAAGCAUCGACCCUCUGCGCUCCCCUGGCCCAAUUUCUCAAAAUUCCUCUUCGUCCCUUAACCUUCCCCUCGGGAAUGCAAGGUGGAAGAGGCAGGGGUGUGCCCAAGAUAUCAGCACAAACCUUCUUCUUGAGAAAAAGAAUCACUUUGAGCCUUGUGGUGUGAGUCCAAGCGGGAAAAAUUAUGUCCAGGAGGGUAAAUAGACAUGGAAAUGCUCUGACUUUGCUUAGUGGGGUCAAGGCCAGGUGUUUAUUGCCCCCAAAUUUUAUUUUUUCAUCCUUUUUUUACGCCCCACAUGGUUUAUGCCCAGUGCUGGGACAGAUGCUGGGUACAUUGUGGGGUGUGAAAGGGUGAUGGGGCAGAGCUGAAAGGUGGAUCUUAUCCCCAAAUGAAAAUAUUUCAGGUUUUCCACCACACUUAACCCCUUUAAAACCAACAACAAACAAUGCUGCAUUCAUUCAAGCGGAAGCCUUGAGUUUUCUCCUGGGGAGAUUUUCACCUGCUGAGGUUUAUUUCUGAGCAUCAUCUCAAAAUGGGAGGGCAAAAACCCAACCUGGAAUGAUUAUUAUUUUUUUCCCCAGUAUUGUUUUCUGGGAUUGAUUUAUCUUCUUGAAUGUGCUUUUUUUUUUUUGGGUUUGAUUGGGAUGAAGUGAUGUGGAGCAUCCCAAAAUCAUCCUGAGAGUUGGGGGGUGUGUGGCUGGGGGCAGGCUGAGGCAGCACUUUAAAAAGUGCCGGGAAUAGGCAAAAAAUUGGAAAAAAUCUGCAUUCUACUAUGAAAAUUGGAUGCAGCUCUCCUGUAAUCUGCAGAAAGAAUCAAGUGUGCUGAUUUUGAACCAUCUGUGUAAAACCAGAGAUGAAAAAUGUAAACUCUCCUCUGCAGAGCUGUUUUGACUUCUGUGUUCCCAGCUAAGAAAACCUGCAGGAGAAGUAUUUAUUAUGAAACUUUAAAUAAAAUCAGUUCAAAACAUACA